AUGAUGUCCGAUCAUUCGAGUCUUCCCUCAAAAUUCUCGAUCGAAGACUUGUUGAAUACCCAAAACGAUGCGAUUCAAAGGGCGCUGAAUCAACGCUUCAAAUUCGAUUUCAACUUUGCCAAAGCGGACACGUCAACACUUUCGGAUCUCCCCUCCACCCGUUCACCGUCCGCAAAACGCUCGAUUUCCCCACAAACAAGCGCCUCACUUUCCCCAUUGACCGCCUCACUUCCAGCGACUCUUUGCGGCACUUCUGGAAUUCUUGGAUCCACCGCUGCCGACGUUCCCUUUUGGUUAAUGUCGAUCGAUCAAUCAGCGCUUUUGAUGGCACAACGAUCCGUUUUCCCUCAAAUCUGGACAAGUGCCGACGCGUUGCGACUGGCUGCCGUCGGGAAAUCGUAUCGCCGGAGGAAAGCGCGCACGGUUUUCUCCGAUGCUCAGCUGCAAGGCCUUGAGAGACGUUUCUCCACACAGAGAUACUUGAGUACUCCAGAGAGAAUCGAUCUCGCCGAACAUCUCAAUCUUUCCGAGACACAGGUGAAGACGUGGUUUCAAAAUCGCCGAAUGAAGCAUAAAAAAGUUGUUCGUUGUGGGAAAGAUGGAGAAAUGAUGCAAAUAAUCGAAGAUGAUGAAGGAGCAGAGAUUUCUGAA
Molecule: messenger RNA, 651 nt
Organism: Mesorhabditis belari
Lineage: Eukaryota; Metazoa; Nematoda; Chromadorea; Rhabditida; Rhabditidae
Source: the annotation of a GenBank genome assembly